Messenger RNA from Paramormyrops kingsleyae, 1381 nucleotides. It is a transcript of the gene tia1, whose product is annotated as TIA1 cytotoxic granule-associated RNA binding protein. NCBI's taxonomy places the organism in Eukaryota, Metazoa, Chordata, Actinopteri, Osteoglossiformes, Mormyridae. Gene Ontology annotation, molecular function: RNA binding. The record is from RefSeq and is a predicted model, not a curated record.
GCACAUCCGCUUCGAUCCCUCCGCCAUCUUAUGUCGCCAUUCCAUUGUUCGGAGCUGGAGUGAGCUACCAGAGGUGGCGGCGUCGGUUGUGUGUGCUUCACAAACCGCUUCUGAGACGAUUCCGUGAACGACGACGGCACGUUACAUACGGCGAUCUUAAAAGUUCACGGCUUUCCUGGAUCUGUCUCUCAGGGCUCGGUCUCUCGUUCGAUCAGAAAAUAUGAUGGAAGACGAACAGCCCAAGACUCUGUACGUGGGGAACCUGUCCCGCGAUGUGACAGAGGCGCUCAUCCUGCAGCUCUUCAGUCAGAUCGGCCCAUGCAAGAGCUGUAAAAUGAUUGUAGAUACGGCCGGUAAUGAUCCAUACUGCUUUGUUGAGUUCUACGAGCACCGGCAUGCCGCUGCGUCACUAGCUGCCAUGAAUGGACGUAAAAUAAUGGGUAAGGAGGUUAAGGUCAACUGGGCCACCACACCGAGCAGCCAGAAAAAAGACACAAGCAAUCACUUCCAUGUGUUCGUUGGGGACCUCAGCCCAGAGAUCACCACCGAUGACAUCAAAGCAGCCUUCGCCCCAUUUGGCAGGAUAUCUGAUGCCCGUGUGGUGAAAGACAUGGCAACGGGGAAAUCUAAGGGCUACGGCUUUGUGUCCUUCUUCAACAAAUGGGACGCAGAGAACGCCAUCCAGCAGAUGGGUGGCCAGUGGCUGGGCGGCAGACAGAUCCGGACCAACUGGGCCACGAGAAAGCCCCCCGCUCCCAAAACCACCUACGAGAGUAACACCAAGCACCUGUCUUUUGAGGAGGUGGUGAACCAGUCUAGCCCCAGUAAUUGCACUGUGUACUGUGGAGGUGUCACCUCUGGCCUCACUGAGCAACUGAUGAGACAAACUUUCUCCCCUUUUGGACAAAUCAUGGAAAUCAGAGUUUUUCCAGACAAAGGUUAUUCAUUUGUGAGGUUCAAUUCCCACGAGGGGGCGGCACACGCCAUCGUCUCUGUGAACGGCACCUCGAUAGAGGGCCACGUGGUGAAGUGUUACUGGGGGAAGGAGACCACAGACAUGGUGAACCCCAUGCAGCAAGCCCAAGUGCCCCAGCAGAACAAGGUGGGCUUUGCUGCCCAGCCCUACGGCCAGUGGGGCCAGUGGUAUGGCAACGCCCAGCAGAUCAGCCAGUACGUGCCCAAUGGCUGGCAGGUGCCCACCUAUGGCGUCUAUGGGCAAGCAUGGAACCAGCAGGGCUUCAAUCACAUACAGCCAGGUGCUGGGUGGACAGGCGUUGGCACAGUCAGUAACGGCGCCGUGGUGGAACCAGCACAGGGAGUGAAUGGCAGCGUGCUAGCGAACCAGUCAGGCAUGGGCACCACGGGAUACCACACACACUGA